ACCAAACACUUCUUUUCCUAGACCAUCACAAAAGGCAAGUGCAUCCAGAUAUUUUGAAGGCAGCAAAAGACAAGUUCAAGGUUCAUAAAUCAGUGGUGUUGGUAGGACCACCAGGAUGUGGUAAAACUUCACUUGCAGUAGCUCUUGCAGCAUCCUACCAGCCAUCACAAGUUCUUCUUCUGACACAUCCUGAACAGGUUGAACAUGUUGACCAGAACAGAACAUAUCUAGUUAUCAUUGAGGAUUUUGCUGGGAAAUAUGAUUAUAACAAGACAAACAUCUGUAGCUGGUACAAAAAAUUCGACAUUCUUCAUGUCAUGAAAUCUGCUGGCAAACUCAACAUCAUUCUAACAUGUGACAAACAGAAGUUUAAGGAAUGCACUGAAAAAAUUGCCGCUCAUCCAUUGCUGGAACAUACGGUGGAGCUUCAACGUAAAAAUGUUCCAGUGAAACAAGAGAUACACACUAAUGUCAGCCAGGCACAGACUGUUACUGUAGAAACUGUUUCCAAUCAAAGUGGAACCGACUAUCCUGGCAGGGAGAGUCCUUUAGUUAAAAGUGCAACAAGAUUCACAUCUGUUGUCAGUAUGGAGGAGUGCAUCAAUCUGAGAAAUUUUAUUGAUGGCGGUUUUGACUGCACAUGUACAAGUAUGUGCUUGACCAAAGAUAAGUCUAUAUAUGUGGCAGUUUCAAGCAUCUCCAUAUUAGCUUCUAACUGGCUACUCUAUCAUGACAAGAACACUAAUCAAACAUCCAAAUAUUCUGUGACAGAUAAGAUUGACAGUAUGUGCUGUACAACUACUGGUGAUGUUGUUGCUUCUGUUUCAAACCAUACAUACAUACAUACUCCAAGUAUAAGUGUACUGAGAGUCACUGAUGGAUCAGUUGUGGUUAAUAAGAAAUUACAAGGUAACAAUGAUAGAGCCUGUAGAGCUGUGUCAUGUGAUGAUGAAGAUAAGAUCUAUACAGUAUGGAAUGAUGGAACAAUAAACAUAUACAACAUCAAUCUGGAACUUGUAGGACAGUACAAAACAAAAUAUUCAGGUUAUACUCCCAGCUCUGUUAUCAGCCCAAAAGGACAUGUAUUUACCAGUAUUGGUAAAGAACUGCACUAUGACAAUUUCAGAAGUUAUUCAGGCAGUGAAAGUAAGAUGAAAACUUUUAUACAUGCUUGCAUAUGUGCAGCCAGUGAGGACCCUUACACUGUAUUUAUAAAGAUAUUAUCAAACAAACUUCUCCAGUACAACACAAAAUGUCAGAAAAUAUCAGAGAUUCCUUUAACAAUUCUUGGUAUGCUUAUAUCUAAAAUGGUGUUUGAUGAAACAAGCUCAAGACUGAUCAUUUAUGACCACAACUCUGACAAAAUAUACAAUGUGUAUCUGAAAUAAACAAUCUGUAUAAAAUGAAAAUACAUUGUUAGGGUUAUCAACAUAAUCUUGCUAGGGAUAAGCUUUCAGUAAAUCAGUGACAGCAUUAAAUUUUGUUUUAUAUCUUUUAAGUAACAAGAAAUUCAGAGUACAAACUUCAGCCGUACAGGAGAGGAAUUGAUUUGCAAAACCAGUUAAAUCUUUGUUUCAUAUUUUAUGAAGUUCCAGACAGUCAGGUAAAAUGAUUAUACUUAACAUGUACACAAAGAAAAUACACAUAUUGUGAUUUUACCAUACAAAAUUCAUAAUGACAG
This is a messenger RNA of Mercenaria mercenaria, 1681 nucleotides long. RefSeq lists its product as uncharacterized. The record is from RefSeq and is a predicted model, not a curated record. The transcript is spliced from 3 exons. The annotation marks the transcript as partial. Lineage: Eukaryota; Metazoa; Mollusca; Bivalvia; Venerida; Veneridae.